AGCCCGCGCUCCUGCCCUGCUCGCGCGCUCGCGCUCGCGCUCCCCGGGGUCUCGGCGGCGGCGGCGGCAGCGCGGGGGGGGCGGCGGCGGCGGCCGGGGGCGGCUCCGACCAUGUCGGGCGAGGAGGAGGCGGCGGAGCUGACCAUCGCCGAGGACCUGGUGGUGACCAAGUACAAGAUGGGGGGGGACAUCGCCAACCGGGUCCUGCGUGCCGUGGUGGAAGCAGCCAGCUCGGGAGCGUCGGUUCUGUGCUUGUGCGAGAAGGGAGACGCCAUGAUCAUGGAGGAGACCGGCAAGAUUUUCAAGAAGGAGAAAGAAAUGAAAAAAGGUAUUGCCUUCCCGACGAGUAUAUCAGUAAAUAACUGUGUCUGUCACUUCUCCCCCUUGAAGAGCGACCAAGACUACAUCCUCAAAGACGGAGACUUGGUCAAAAUCGACUUGGGCGUCCACGUGGAUGGCUUCAUAGCGAAUGUAGCACACACUUUUGUCAUAGACGCCUCCAAGGAAAACCCCGUGUCAGGCCGUAAGGCUGAUGUCAUCAAAGCAGCUCACCUCUGUGCUGAAGCCGCUCUGCGCUUGGUGAAGCCUGGAAACCAGAAUACACAAGUGACAGACACGUGGAACAAAAUAGCCCACUCGUUUCACUGCACGCCAAUCGAAGGGAUGCUGUCGCACCAGCUGAAACAGCAUGUGAUCGAUGGAGAGAAAACAAUCAUCCAGAACCCUACAGACCAGCAAAAGAAGGACCACGAAAAAGCAGAAUUUGAGGUCCACGAAGUUUAUGCUGUCGAUGUUCUUGUCAGCAGUGGAGAGGGAAAGGCGAAGGACGCUGGGCAGAGGACUACAAUUUACAAAAGGGACCCCUCCAAACAGUAUGGCUUGAAGAUGAAAACCUCCCGUGCCUUUUUCAGCGAGGUGGAGAGGCGCUUUGAUACUAUGCCAUUUACUCUCAGGGCAUUUGAGGAUGAGAAGAAGGCCAGGAUGGGGGUGGUGGAAUGCGCCAAACACGAGCUGCUCCAGCCUUUCAAUGUCCUCUACGAAAAGGAAGGAGAGUUUGUUGCACAGUUCAAAUUCACAGUGCUUUUAAUGCCCAACGGCCCUAUGAGGAUAACAAGUGGCCCCUUCGAGCCUGAGCUCUACAAGUCGGAGUUUGAGGUGCAAGAUGGAGAACUGAAGGCCCUUCUACAAAGUUCUGCAAGCCGGAAGACCCAGAAAAAGAAGAAAAAGAAGGCCUCCAAGAACGCAGAGAAUGCCACCACGGGAGAGACGGCGGAGGAGAACGAGGCUGGCGACUGAGCGGCUCCCGCUCCCUCCAUGUAGCACCCACUUCACACACACUCGCCCCUUUUUCCCCCCCAAAAAACAGAAACAAAAUCUAGCACUGUUUGUCUCUUACGACCAAACAACAAACAGGCUGGACUUCCCACUGACAACAACCAGCUCCUGUUGACUUUGCCAAUGAGGGAGGAUUCUCUCAGCCACUUCAGACUACUUAAAAAUAAAGCAGGAAAACAAAAUGAGGAGUAAAAGCUAGUCUAUAUCCACUCUUUCUAACCUUUUAUACUAUUCAUACUUGUUAAAGAGGUGAACAACUAAGCCGUUCCCAGUGAGAGGGAGUGUAGAGAGCUGCUUGCUUUCUUCUUCUUCCUUCUCCCUUUUUUUAAUUUCUACCUUUACAGAUUUUCUUGGAGGAAAAAAAAAAAGCUGAUUACGCCCGAGAAAAAGUGACCUGUGUUUAGUGAUAUGGUACGCGCGUACAGUGUAAGGUGACCUGCCUCGCAGCGCUAUCUCAGCUCCUCCCCAGCCGCGUAGGCAUUUCUGUCUGUUACCUUGGGGCAGAGGAUUUCUCACUUUCUUUUAGCCUCUAGAUUGUAUAUUUCUCAUUGGAAAAAUACCAAAUUUUGCGUCCCCUGUGAGACUGUAGGCUGUCCUGUCUACCGCGCUCUGUCUCUGCCUUGGUUUACGUAUAAACACUCUUAUUUUUUAAUACACCGCUGUGGUGAGCUUGUUUUUAAAUUGACUGCCCAACUUGAAAGGAAGCAAAUCAGCGUUCCCCACCUGAUGGCUCUGCGGAGGGGCAGGAGGCAGGCGAGCUGGCUGCCCCAGGGCCGUGCCUGCUGCUCUCCAGUUUGUUUAAAUUCCCUGAUGCCCUGGGGUGUUUUAUUCUUCCUCGUGGCUGGUUUCCAUGGCCUGUGAGUAUGUUCCACUCUUUUAUGUGUAUUGGAUCCUGGAAGGACAUCCUGCCUGCACAUGCUCUCGGUGGCAGUAGGCAAGGGAAAGGCUACAGCAGACUCGGGCUAGAGUCCAGCCAGGGGUAUUGCUCUUUUCUAGUGUUUUUUUUUUUUUUU
Molecule: messenger RNA, 2348 nt
Organism: Cygnus atratus (black swan)
Lineage: Eukaryota; Metazoa; Chordata; Aves; Anseriformes; Anatidae
Gene: PA2G4
Product: proliferation-associated 2G4
Exons: 13
Coding region: 112-1296 (394 amino acids)
Source: RefSeq, a predicted model, not a curated record